Molecule: messenger RNA, 5190 nt
Organism: Drosophila santomea
Lineage: Eukaryota; Metazoa; Arthropoda; Insecta; Diptera; Drosophilidae
Product: zinc finger CCCH domain-containing protein 13
Exons: 8
Coding region: 1263-4313 (1016 amino acids)
Source: RefSeq, a predicted model, not a curated record
AGCACACAUCGCCUAUCCGUUCAUCUGUCAGUCAGUUUGUUUCGAAAUCGGUGCGGAGAGUAAAACCCCGAGCACACUUCCCAAAUUCCCACUGCGAAGGGGGUUUGCUCCGUCGAUGUGGAAAUGGAUGACGAUGUGGAUGAGGAUGAGGAUGUGGAUGAGGAUGAGGAUUUUUGACAGGGCAGACGAUGUCGACGAGUGCCAUCAAUCGUUUAGACCACGACGCCGGGCGUCGGCGAUAGCGAUUGCGACAAAUCUGAUAUGAGAUUGGGAUGCGGAUGCGAAUGAGGAUGAGGAUGCGAAUGAGGAUGAGGAUGAGGAUGCGAAUGAGGAUGAGGAUGCGGAUUCAGAUUCAGAUGCGUCCCCGGUUGAGGAUUAUGUGCGUGUAAAGCGCACACCCACAAAAAUGCCACCCCUUCCGCCAGCCAACAGCCACCAGCCACCAGCCACGAAGUACGAAGUACCAAAAAGACACUUAAAACAGCCGGAAACAGUUAACAAGUGUCGUUGUCCGUUUGCCGGUCCUUUGUAUCAAUCAAAACAACGCGAACGGAGGCCCAGCGAAGUGAAUGGCCAGCGGGACGGACAAACGGACAAACGGACAAACGGACGGACAGGCGGACGGACAGAAGGACGGAGAGACGGACUUUAGCCAAAGAUUUGACAUGGAUCAGUAAUCUAAUGCCAGAUUACGUAUACGCAUGGCGGGACCCGCAAACUUUGGACCCUGCCAACCAACCAUCUAACCAACCUCCUUGUCGUCUGUCUGCGGCUAUGUGGCUGCGUUCCUCAAAUGCCACGCCCCCAUCUCCCCCAAACGCCCCCCCUGAGCGACAAACGCAUCCGAAACCAAACCAAAACCGAACUGAGAAGAGCUGAACUGAACUGAACUGAACUGAACUAUAGCGAACUGAGAGCCGGCAUGAAUGAAUGGAUGAAUGAGCUCAGCCCGGCUCAGCGCAGCUCCGAGGAAAUCCCGAGGUACUGGCAACUGGGAACUGGGAACUGGGAGCUGGGAUCGAAGAGAUGGGAGCCUGGGAAAGGCGCAGGCACACUGCGAGAAACUGCGAUACCAUCCGAGCUGUGGAAAUAUUUGAAUAUUUAAAAUAUUUCAGUUGCAAUCAUUUGUGUCUUCAUGUCGGUGAUUAUCUAAAUGCCAGUUUGCAUUUACACCCAACCAACCAUCGACAAUCAUCAAACGUCUUUUGAAUAGUUGCCACAUUUUCUUAGAGUGUGCCUGAGUUGCACAUUCCGUCCUGAAGAUGGCGCUGCGCCUGCGUCGCGACGUGCAGAAGGCCUCCUACUAUGUGUGGUUCCUGGGCGCCGAGGAGGCGAAGGGGCUGCGUGGCGCCCGCGUCAUCAACUCGGUGCUGCCCUAUUUGGUGGACAGGUCGCGCGGCCAGGAGCCGCUCAAGGUCACGCUCCAGGUCUCCCACAAGGGCAUCAAAAUCGUCCAGGGAGCCUCGAAGCAUCUGAUUCCACACAGUGCCAUAACCAGCUCCGUGCAGACGGACGACAUCGUCGCCUGCGUCCUGCUGCUGUACAAUCCGGCCACCAAGUGCCCGCUCCACGUCCACGCCUACCGCUGCGACUCGGAGACGACGGCGGAGGCACUGCAUCUCCAGCUGCAGAUCCUCAUCAACCGGCCCGACAACCAGAAGCGUUUCGAGGAGCUGGAGACCAGAUUGGGCAUCCUGCCGCCGAUUCCCAUGAACGGCAGCAACGAGAAGCGACACGAGUCGAACGGCAAGUCCUCGUCCUCCGGCGGAGCAGGACCUGGCUCACAGCACCACCACCACCACCACCAACUGCAGUCACAAACAUCGGGCGGCUAUCGUGAGGGUCGUCGUCACGAGACCUCCUCCCCGAAGAGAUUCAGCAGCUCGCUGGGCAGCGAUACGGGCAACAGCACCCGGGAAUCGGAGUGCAGCGAGGAGCACGGCCUGGUUGCGGGUGGCUCAUCGCCCGUUUCCCGCUCGCCGCCGCACGGCAACGCCAAGUCCCAUCCGCAUGCCCAUCCACAUCAUCCGCCGCCACAUUCGCUGCAUCAUCCGCCGCUGACGCCGCAGCAGAAUAGCGACCUCUUCGAUUCCCUGGCCGCCGAACUGAGGGCCAAGUUGAAUGGGAAUGGGCCGCCAUUGCUGCUGCCCCCCAGGGAUUACGAUACGGUGCACCGAUCCAAGGGCAAUCUCACGGCCAUCGAGCUGCGGCGCUGUCGGAACGCUCUCAUUGUGGGCGGUUCGCCGAAGGGUCAGGUACCGGGCGUGGCCAAUGUGGCGGGCGGAGCGGCGACCAACGCCAAUGGCAAGCAGGUUUCCUCGCGCGGAUCCUCGGGCAUCGGUUCCGAUCUGGCACCAAGUCCCGAGCGGCAGGAGCUCAACAGUUCCAGCGAUGACGAGCACUGGUCGAACGAGGCGGACAACUCGGUGAUUGCGCUGAAGCCGUCACAAAUCGCGUUGCCCCAUCACGCGCAACUGAAGCGGAAGAGCGCCGUCCAGCCGCCGGAGGAUAGCUAUCUCCGGGAUCUGCCAGCCAAGCCGUAUCAGCCGCGUCCCAGCGAAAGGGAACUGGAGCGGGAGAGGGAGCGGGAGCGGGAGCUCGAGAGGAACAGAGAGCGCGAACGGGAGCGAGAUCGAGAGCUUGAGAGGAAUAGGGAACGAGAGCGAGAGCGGGAGCGGGAUCGAGAACGCGAUCGUGAGCGGACCAAGACGCCAGCAUCCAAUUCGAACAAGUCGUGGAGUCGCGAGGAUGAGAUCAAGCCGAUCAUAAUGCGUCCGGCCGACUACGAUGCCAAGUUCAAUCGGGUGAUGCAGCAGGAGCAGCAGCAAUCCUCCGGCAAUCAUCAGCCGGCCAAAUUGCGGGACACGGAUAAAUACAACGAGAUCAAUCGUCUGCUGAACAAGAAGUUGGCACACGAGCCACGCGAUCGGAAGCCACGCUCUCGUCUCGAGGAUAACCACGAUGAUUUCGAGGACUCGGAUCCGGGCAGUGAGUCACUGCCACUGCACCAGCACCACCAGCAGCAGCAGCAGCAGGGGCCACCAGUGCAUCACCAUCAGCGCAAGGAGAACCUCACCGACAAGCAAAAGUUCAUGGAGUACACCAGCAAGAAGCAGCAGUUGCUCAAGAAUUACGGCGUUGGCGAGGAUCAGCGCUAUCGCCAGCGCUAUGUGGAGUCCACAACGGAGCAUCUGCCCUUCGAUCAUCCCACCGGCGGAGUACCCACAUCCACGGGUGGCUCAGCCGGUCACAACAAAUACGCCGCCGUGCACAGGGGCACGGAUCUGGGUCAAAGGACCACGGAACGUCGACAUGACAGGGAACGGGGUGACAGGGAUCAUCCCAGGGAUCAUACAAGGGAUCAUCCCAGGGAUGCUGACCGUGAGCGGCGACGGGAUCAUGAACGCGAGAGGGAGCACUCCCGGGAUCGCAAUCCCUACCGGGAGGCCGAGAGCCUGCCCUACAUACAGAGCAUGGAGAAGAUGAUGAAGUCCACGGGCAUGCGUUAUGGAGAAGGUGCUCCCAAGACCAGGGAGAGGGAGCGAGAGAGGGAGCGGGAGCGAGAUCGGGAUCGAGACUUCAGGGAGCCACCGGUCACGCAGGGCUCCCAGCGCGAUCGCUUCCACGAUGCCAAGGACAAGUUCCGGGCCAUGGAACAGCGUCCGGCGGUAAAUCGCUAUCCGGACGUGGAUGAGCGCGACACGCCGCACCGGGAUCCGUAUCGGUCGUCAUCCCGCCGGCGUCGCGGCUCCGUCGAGCCACCCAACACCUACGAGCAGUGGAGCGAGGAGGAGGAACCGCCGGUGGUCAGCGAAAAGUCCAAUUCACGUGACCUAAACCGAUCCCGCGCCAGAUCCCGCGGCGAAUGGGAACCGGAGCCACCCAGGCACUUGGAGCGCACUGUGCGGGACAGAGAGCGCGACAGAGAUCGGGACUACAACCGGGACCAGUCCCGGGAUCCCUACCGUCACGAGCGGGAGAGGGAGAGGGAAAGACCCGGAGGACGCGCCCACUCCCGAGAGUUCCUGCAGAGUGUGGAAACCAAGAAUCCAUCGACGACGGGUUCGGGUCGUGGCCACAUGGAGCGAUAUCCUUCACCCGCAGCCACGCCCAGCAGAUCUGGAGAGAUAGGAGGAGGUGGUGGUGGCGGUGGUGGCGGCGGAGGUGGCGCCGGAGGAGGUGGUGCUUCUUCCGGUGGAAAUUCGGGCAAGCCACUGACCCAAAUGCCCAAGGGCUACAGGCACAGCUAUGCAGAGCCCGUUUUCGCCAGAACCGGCGGAAGAGUUGGUCUGGCUGCAGUGAAUCCGUAUUGAGAAGGAUCGGAACCUAGCCAUUAAGUGGUUCUUGCUCUUGGAAUAGGAGCACCCCUGACCAAAAGUGAAAACCGUGCAACGAAGUCCAAACUAAUCGAAGGGGGGGAAAAUAUGUGGGUGUCGCUAAGGUCUUAAUGGAUUUUACGAAAUCUUUACAAAAUUAUACAAAUUUUUUUAAGAAUCCCUAAAUAAUUUCCCAAAAGUGCAUUUCAUUUUGAGAUCUACAAAAGUAUAUACAGAGAUAUCAGCGACACUCGAAUAACACAAAAAAAUAAAACAAAUAUCCAUGUAAACAUUUAGUCUAAGAAGAAACAACAGUGGCUACUGCUUAUGACGACUCCAAAACGAUCGAACGAGUUUUCAUUGUCAGCACUUUGCUAUAGCAAAGUUUGCCCUCUCAAUCGAGAUACACGCGGCAGAUAUAUAGAACUAUAUAUCCAUUCAUUCCUGCCCCGACAUCAAAACGCGCCUUAAAUGGGGGCCGUUGGGGAUCCGAGAUCGGAUUGAACAGUAAGGCGCCAGCCCCUGUAAUUAUGUGCCUUCAGAGAGAGAAAUCGUGUUUUUAUUAUAUGCAUAAUACUGAUUUAGCCUACGAUUAUAUGUAUAUGUAUAUGUAUAUGUAUCUAAUGUUAUCUAAAAGCCAACGAAACAAGAAUCGCUUUGGAUUUCUUACCAUUUUUUUUUUUGUUUUUUUGAUACCUUAAGUUGCGCGGUUGGUUGGUUAUUCACCUUUUUUUUUUUUGCUAUACAGUCCACAUAUGUCAUGAUAUCUGAUAUCUGUAAGCAUAUAAUAUAGAUAAAUAUACACAAUAUAAAACAUAAAACAUAUGCAUAGCUGAUGUAUCUAUUUGUUAUCAACUUGAUAUUUGCAUUAAUA